Messenger RNA from Penicillium lagena, 3120 nucleotides. RefSeq lists its product as uncharacterized. The coding region runs from base 1 to 3120 and encodes 1039 amino acids. Gene Ontology annotation, molecular function: phosphopantetheine binding. Lineage: Eukaryota; Fungi; Ascomycota; Eurotiomycetes; Eurotiales; Aspergillaceae. The record is from RefSeq and is a predicted model, not a curated record. The transcript has 3 exons.
AUGGAUCAAGCAGGCAAAAGGCUGCUCUCAAAGGUCGUCGACGAUGUCGCUGAAACAGACCCUGAGAGACGGUUUGCAGUCGUCGCGCGGGGAGCAGAGCUGUCUGAUGGAUUCCAAACUCUGUCAAUGAAAGAUGUAUCUCGCGCUGUGAACAUCCUAUGUGGGUGGAUGGAGAAAACGCUUAAGCCCGCGCGCUCCCGCGAGACGUUAGCGUAUGUGGGGAAAAACGACGUGCGCUACUGCUUCUUUUUUCUCGCAUGCCAGAAGCUUGGUUUUCAGCCCUUCUUUCUGUCUACGAGAAAUCCUGACGAAGUUCAUGUACAUCUCCUGAAGGCAACGGGCUGUACCAAGGUCUGUUACAGCGAUGGCUACCGUAGCCGGGUUCUGGGAACUCAGCAUCUAUCUCCAGAUGUGGGUGUCUUCGAAGUUCCCACCCUAAAGGCCAUGCUCAGUGAUGAGAGUGGGAUUCGCUCCUAUCGAUCCCCAAAUUCAUUCGCCGAGACUAGUGAUGAUACAGUGUGUAUCAUCCACAGCUCUGGAACAACCGGUAUGCCCAAGCCGGUGUAUCUAACGAAUGGCUUUUUCGGUACCUUGGAUGCGGUCACUCGACUUCAAUGGCCACCAGGUCGCCAGCCAAGUAUGAUGUUUAACUUAAGCAACCAGGAUCUUGUGUUAACCACGACGCCGUUCUUCCACGUUAUGGGAUUCAUGGCGUUUGUUAUAAGUAUCUUCCAUGGGACACCUUUUUUGCUUGGUCCUGAAAAGCCUCCAUCGGUGGACGUUUUGGUCGAGCUGAUGCGGAAGGGUCACCCAACGGCGGCAGUAUACCCGCCAUCUCUGCUCGAAGAUCUCAGCCAUUCCGACGAGGCACUGGCAUGUCUACAUGAGCUGCGAACUAUCUACUUUGGGGGUGCUCCUCUGGGACCAGAGACUGGUGAUCGUCUGCGAAAUUAUACACAAUUAGUGUCCGUGAUCGGAUCAAGUGAGGCCGGCUGGAUACCAGCGAUGGUUCCAGAAGAUCCAGGUAACUGGAACUAUUUCGAAUGGCACCCACAAUAUGGGCCGGAGAUGCAGCCCGUGGGAAAUGAUCUAUACGAAAUGGUGUUACAGCGACAGGAGACUCAGGACUUCCACGGUAUCUUCCACACCUUCCCCAAAGUCGAUGUUUACCGAACCAACGACCUCUUCACUCAACACCCCACGAUACCAAGUCUAUGGAAAUAUUAUGGCCGGGGGGAUGAUGUGAUCGUUCUGAGCAACGGUGAGAAGUUUAACCCGGUCACGAUGGAGAUCAUCAUGGAGGGACACCCGCUUGUCUCGAAGGCAGUAGUCAUUGGACAAUUUCGAUUCCAGGCGGGCUUGUUGAUAGAGCCAACCUUCGACGUGCCAGAGAUGGAGACCAAAAUGUUCAUCGAAGAGAUCUGGCCAGCCGUGCAAGCGGCAAACGCAACCAUCGUCGCUCACGGCCGGGUGGUGAAAAACAAGAUCGGGCUUGCCUCAAAGACGAAGCCUUUCAAGAGGACCCCAAAGGGCACAACGCAGCGGCUAGCUGUUCUCCGCGAUUAUAAAGAGGAGAUCGACGCAAUCUAUUCUGCUGGUCUAGAGGAGGAGUUGAAGUACUACCUCCCUGACACCCUAGACCAAGCUAGCGUAAGGACAUACGUUCGCCAAACGAUCGCUCAUGUGUUAGGAAAACCAGACAUACCGAUCGACCAGGAUUUUUAUAGCGCUGGGCUUGAUUCUCUAUCAACUAUCCAGGUGUCUAGAGUGAUCCAAGAGGGCCUUCAACUGCGUCGACCCGAUGUGCAAGCAGGGCUUAUGACUCCGCAGACGAUCUAUAGCAACCCAACCGUGGAGCAGUUAUCGCGAGUCGUUUGUGCUGCUCUAGAGGACAAUGUGCAGCAGACAGGCAUCUCUCGAGGAGAGAAGAUACAGGGCCUAGUAGAAAAGUACACAGCCGAUCUUCCCGUGCGCGACGAGCGCUUCCUCCAGAACAACAUGGAGGCGCACUCCACUAUGAUUCUCACCGGAUCAACAGGCUCACUCGGGACAUACCUACUCUACAACUUUCUUUGUAGCCCGUUUGUAUCGAAGAUUUACUGCUUGAAUCGAUCAGACGCCGAAUCGCGGCAGAAGAAAAGCUUUGAAGAGAAAGGCCUACAUGUGGAGGAAGACGACUGGAAAAACAAGCUAGAAUUCCUCAAAGUCUCUUUCGGAGAACCGCACUUCUCUCUUGAUGAGGCUAAAUAUCAAGAGCUGUUGGAAUCGGUGGACACUAUCAUCCACAACGCCUGGAAAGUCGACUUUAACCACUCAGUCGACUCCUUCGAAGAUGAUCACAUCCGCGGCGUUCGCCGGUUUGUUGACUUCAGCCUUGAUAGUCGGCACAACGCCCAUAUCCACUUUGUUUCCUCCAUUAGUACGGUAGGUGCCUGGACCCCGGACAUGGCGCCGUCGGUCCCGGAAGUUCCGAUAGAAGAUUGCGCAGCAGUUCUCCCACAGGGCUACGGCGAGUCCAAAUAUGUGGCAGAGCGCAUCUGUCUCGAAGCCUCGCGACGGUGCCGCAUAGCAACAACGAUAUAUCGUGUGGGACAAAUUGCAGGUCCGACUACCGCACGCGGACAAUGGAAUCAGCAUGAAUGGCUUCCGGCCAUCAUUGCGACGUCAAAAGCGCUGGGUCAAGUUCCUAAUUGCCUAGGAGCUAUGGAAGUUGACUGGAUCCCCGUGGACACGCUCUCGUCGAUCAUGGGCGAGAUUGUCAAUACAAGACGUGCAAACUCAUCUAAGAACCUCUGUGCCGUCUUUCAUCUGACGAACCCGUCAAAGGUGCCGUGGUCGUCGCUGAUUCCGGCCAUCCAAAAGAAGUACGCGGUGGAGCCAGUUGAACUAGCCGCCUGGGUAAACAAACUCGAAAACAUCCAGAGCCCGACGAGUGCCGAGGUACGUAGAAAACCAGCGCUCAAGCUGCUGGGCUUUUACCGCGCACUGCUAGAUAAAAGCUCGGCACUUUCAGUGGUGCUGGAUGUCCGGCGAGCGCAAGAAGCGAGCGCCGUGAUGAGAUCACUAGGACCGAUCUCUGUACCCCUAAUGUUAAACUGGUUGCAACAAUGGGAGUUCUGA